UAGUAGAGCAAUAUAAGAGAAACUUCCUUCCACCUCAAGGAAGGUUCGAAGGAAAGCACUUAAGAGUUAUGGAAGAGUUAUGGCUUUGAACUGAGCAGUAUGAGCUAUAGCUCUAAAAACCCACAAUUCUCUGGUCCUCUUCUUCUCCUCUUCUCUCUCUGUUCUGUUCUGUGUGAGAAGCCCAGAUGUCUGAUUCCACUUUCCAAUCCACAAACUCUACAGAAAAUGAGUUUGCUGAAGCUCAUAAUUUUGAAUUAUCAGAUUACCUUCUCUUAGAUGCUAACUACACCCAUGGAAGCACUUAUGAUUCUGAAUUAUCAGAGUAUCUUGUUUCAGAUGAAUGGGUAGAGGGAAAUUCUCCUACAGCUAUGGCAGCACUUGGGUCAUUUCAUAAUUCCAUUCCUUCCAUCCCAAAAGUGGUUGAUUCCGCCCAAAGUAAGAGUCAACAUGGACAGCAGCCCACUUGCAGCAAUAACAGCAGCAGCAGCAGCAAGUGUGAGGAAGGGAAGAAUAAGAAGAUGGUUAGAGAUAAAGUUGCAUUCAAGACAAAAUCUGAUGUUGAUAUCAUGGAUGAUGGAUUCAGGUGGAGGAAAUAUGGGAAGAAGAUGGUCAAGGACAGCCCAAAUCCAAGGAAUUACUAUAGGUGUUCAGUUGAUGGUUGUCCAGUAAAGAAGAGGGUAGAACGCGAUGCCGAAGAUUCGCGGUAUGUCAUAACAACAUAUGAGGGUGUCCACAACCAUGAAACUCCUCCACUCUGAAGGAAUUUUUCCUGAACUACUUUUUGUUUUCUUUCUUCAUUCACUCAUUUCUUCUGGUAGAUUAACCAGUUGUGUAUUAGAGUAAUAUUAUAUAAGUAGUAAUCUCACUGUUGCAUAGUUCUAAAACUGUAAUGGAUGAUCUAUCCAUAUGAGAAAAUACAUAAGAUUAUAUUAUGUAAUAUGAAAUGGGUUUUUGUAAAUUUGAAUUUUCAAAAUCCA
Molecule: messenger RNA, 977 nt
Organism: Macadamia integrifolia
Lineage: Eukaryota; Viridiplantae; Streptophyta; Magnoliopsida; Proteales; Proteaceae
Product: probable WRKY transcription factor 50
Exons: 3
Coding region: 186-758 (190 amino acids)
Biological process (GO): regulation of DNA-templated transcription
Molecular function (GO): sequence-specific DNA binding; DNA-binding transcription factor activity
Source: RefSeq, a predicted model, not a curated record